AAAGCUCCACUUUCCCCAAUGGUGCUUGUGUGACUUGAAGUCGCGUUCGGGCCCGUAGAAAAUGUUAGUAUAGCUUUAAUAAUAAUAAUAAUAAUUAAAAAAAGGAAACUACUGCACAUUCAUCCUUAACUAUUAGAAUCCAACAGGGCCGUCUUCCUGAACCAGAAGACGCUUGCUCGCUUGGGCACGUAAUCGUGCAUUUUGUAUUUGGCUUCCCUGUCAUGAUGCGGAGGCACGAAAGAGAGACCUCAACAAAUGAGGAUAUCCCCAGACUUCUGUGAAGUCUUUUCAUGAUUUAACGACAAUGAGAGGUCGACCAAGGAAAUCAUGCAAAGGGCAACCAACUAAGACGUCAAGACAAAAAUGGAACCUUAGUGAUAUUCCCUCCCUGGCCACAGAAGAAACGAGUCAUGUGUCAGGCAGUAAUUCCUCCACUGAAAAUCCGUCCACCGCGUGUUCCUUACAAUGUGAAUACACCCCAAAAAAAUGCAGGGGACGCCCAAGAAAAACACCAGAACCCUUAUUGACGUCCACACCUUUGCACAGUUUGUCCACCAGUCGACUGCCCAGUGUUUGCAACAAUGUCUUUGAAGCAGAGGGCGGGAAUGAUAAGACAUCAGAGGUUGCGUCACCACCACCCUAUUCGUUGAGGUCCCAAAGCAGGAAGAGAAGCAUCGGGGCCGCCCAAUCCAGGCAACUUAGAAAGAAAUUACCAAUGACGCAGGGCGCUUUGUCUUCACCGAAACAUCGCUGUUCCAAGAAUUUGAAAAAAGGGACCAUCGCUGCUUCGUCAGUUAAACCCUCACGACCAGGAUUUGAACUAAAGGAAGAUGAGUCUGUGCAGUCGCCUCAUCUGUCCAUCAAGUUAGGUGACUAUGAGGAACUACUGCCUCUUUCAGUCCUGGAAGAUGAGGAAAGUGAUGAUGAAGAGGAGCUGCCAAGCUUCUUGAUGCAGAGAAGGCCAGAGUCUAUCAAAGAGGGAGUGUUUGUGUGGUGCAAAUUUAGACGCUUUCCUACAUGGCCUGCGCUGGUGAGACAUGUACAUCAUAAGGCAAAAAAGGCCAGCAUUAUUUUCAUUGAUGAUCAGAUGGGUCGACAAAAACGAGGGAUUAUUGUGCCUCUGAAAUCACUGAAGCCCUUUGACUGUGAAGGAGCUGAUGAGUUGGCGGCUGAAGCCAAAGAAAAGUAUGCCGCUAUGAUGCAUUGGGUCUUAGAGCUGAUAGCAGACUACAGAAUACGCAUCGGUUAUCCCGUGAGGAGAAACCGCCCGUGGGCCUCCCCAGAGCAACAAACCUUUGCGAGUGAUUUGCUGUUAGAGGAAGAGGACCAGUGUGUGAAUACCAGUAAAGAUUGUGAAGAGCAGAAGCAAGAGGUGGUCAACAAGUGUCCCAAAAGGUUGCUUCCAGACCGGACCCAAGCUGCACACAACCGGGCCAACGAAAGGCUUGUGCACUUUAUCACCAAGCGGCGCAUGGUGGAAGAACGCCUGCUGGCUGUGAUUCGAGGUCAGGCGCAGUCGCGGUGGCGCCGCUAUUUUGAGCGCUCUAACGGGAGCCAUUUUGGAGUGGAGACUUACCUGGAAGAUAAAACGCAGUUGGACAAGAUGUACAGUUACCUGAGCGAGCUCUACGAGAUGGCUGUGCCCACAGCUCCUGGGAAGAUAGUGGCCCAAAACAUGAAGCGCAUUCCAUUUGUUUUGGAUGUGCUUCUUCCUGAGGCUAUCACAUAUGCCAUUGCUGCGAUGGACAGUAUCUCUAUAAAAAAGGCAGAAGAAAAGUACAUAAAAGGACGCUGUUUAAGUAAUAGGGAAAGACAACAAUAUGACUUGAUGAUUGAGCGGUUCAGUAGAGAAAAUCCUAGCAGCUGAACACUGAGUGUAUAUAUAAUGCUUUAAAGUGCCAUAUCUAAGUUCAUACAACAAACAAAGAAAGCAACAAAUUGGAAAAAAAAAACAAUCACAAAGAAUGCUAAAAAAUGCUCCAGCUCUUCUUCAUUCUCAAUAGCAUUUGGUCUUACCAGAUGUACUACAUGUUCGGCUUCCAGAACAUUGGGUUUGAACAAGUUAAAAGUAACUUGUUCAAACCCAAUCAGAUUGGGUGACUCAGCAUUCCAAUGAAUCAUGUUACAUCUUGCAGAUGCGAAUGUCACGUCUAAUUAUUUAAUGAAAUUAUUCAAUACUUUAUAAUUAAUUGCCUGCUUGUACAUUAAACAUUAUUUUGAUAUCACUGCUUUGUGUUACAGCAAUUGCUUCUAACCAUUCCAGUAAAAGCAUUGUACAAAACUCAAAAUAAAAAAACGUUUUAAUUUCA
This is a messenger RNA of Syngnathus typhle (broad-nosed pipefish), 2309 nucleotides long. Its product is annotated as PWWP domain-containing DNA repair factor 3A. The transcript has 13 exons. The coding region runs from base 305 to 1867 and encodes 520 amino acids. The record is from RefSeq and is a predicted model, not a curated record. Lineage: Eukaryota; Metazoa; Chordata; Actinopteri; Syngnathiformes; Syngnathidae.